Messenger RNA from Gavia stellata (red-throated loon), 369 nucleotides. Its product is annotated as C-C motif chemokine 4-like. The coding region runs from base 46 to 357 and encodes 103 amino acids. Gene Ontology annotation, molecular function: CCR chemokine receptor binding; chemokine activity. Gene Ontology annotation, cellular component: extracellular region. Lineage: Eukaryota; Metazoa; Chordata; Aves; Gaviiformes; Gaviidae. Gene Ontology annotation, biological process: positive regulation of GTPase activity; cellular response to tumor necrosis factor; cellular response to type II interferon. The transcript is spliced from 3 exons. The record is from RefSeq and is a predicted model, not a curated record.
CCCAGCUCCAGCCCCGCUCGUGGUUCCCUCAGCCCCCGCAGCACCAUGAAGGUCCCCGCAGCCACCCUGGCUGCUCUGCUCCUCGUGGCCAUCUGCUCCCCAGCUGAGGCCCAUCUUGGUGACUCUGGCAUUGCUCCGUCCACCCAGAAGCCAGUCAUCGUCUCCACCAGCUGCUGCUUCAGCUACCUGCACCGCCCCAUCCCACGCAGAUCGAUCACCUCUGCCUACAGGACCAGCAGCAUGUGUGCCCAGCCAGCGGUGGUCCUGGUCACCACGAAGGGGAAGAAGCUGUGUGCAGACCCUCAGGUGCCCUGGGUGCAGAAGCAUCUGAAGCACUUCCAGAUACUGGAGUACUGACCCUUCCCCACU